Molecule: messenger RNA, 1791 nt
Organism: Symbiodinium necroappetens
Lineage: Eukaryota; Dinophyceae; Suessiales; Symbiodiniaceae
Source: the annotation of a GenBank genome assembly
AUGAUGUGUGUAGAGCGCAACUGGCGUGUAGAAGAGCGCUUGGCCUCUGACCAAGAGCUUGAGCUGUGCAUGCAACAGGUGGAUGCAGUUCUGCCGGAAAGCAAGCAUGUUGCUCGUUCUGCUCGUGGUGUGUCUUCUUCACUGGGUCUCAGACGCCGUCAGCAAUCCAGGCGGGACACUCAAUGCCAGUACGAUGAGUACACGCGACCUUUCAAGGAGCAUGGUGUGCCAGACCCUGCCAUCGUGCCAGAUGAUAAGGGCAAAAAGUUUGCCUGGGUGAUGCCAAGAUCUGCGUACAGUCUCCUUCUAGCAAGCUUUGCUUUAGCGGCUUCCUCUUGGAGUCUGACACAUAUGACGGAAGACUUGGCAAAUGCAUGGACUCUUUCCAUGCUCUUCAGAGUACUUGGCGUCCCUUUGGCCUCAAAGCUGGGACUCAACGCGGCGUCGAGUGUAUUGCCUUACACUUAUGUCACCAUCAAGAGCAAAUGUUGGCACAAUGGUAUCAGGCUAUGCACAAAACCGGGUCAUUCCUGCGUGAGAAAAAUCGUUUCGUAUGCAAGGUGGCCUCGCCGCCCGCUUUGGCGGUCUUUGCACCGGGCCUGGGAGUCAAUACUGAAACACUUUGGUGACACUUGUGACGCCUGGUCCCUAGACGAUGCGGCUCGGAAGCUCCAGCAGCUGCACCGUUUACCACAGAACCCAGGAGGUGACUGUCCUACUUGUUGCCGUUGUUUCCGGGCCAUGGGCCGGCUUGAGGGCAUCACAGGGGAUGCUGGCCAAUUUUUCGAGAUGGUUGAUGCUUGCACAGCAAUACAAGAAGCCACAGAGCUGCUCACCAUCUUCACUUCUCAGUGCCCUCAACAGUUUGUGACGGUGAAGCGCCCUAGCAAGAAGCGCCAAGUCUGGUUCAGUUCUGCCGCGAACAGGUUUAGCCCAAAAACCGUAGUAUGGACAAUUCAAGAGCUGUUCAGGGGUUUUGCAGCGUCUAUGCUGUGCUGUUUGGCCACGGUCGGAGACAAGGUGUUUGCGCUACGAUGCUUGCCUAUUGGUGGUUUGAUGAGCAAGGUGGCCUCCAGCGUGGUCUUGGGUGGCCAAGAACGAUGGUCGUCCCGUGGAAAAGGGUCCAACAAGGGCGAUCAGUCUUGGAAGUCUUCAGGUUGGUCCUACAACUCUGGCAGUGGAAAGGGUCAAUACUCGUGGCAUGGCUCCAACAGCUCUGCGAACGAAGCUCUGGCUCUGCACCUGCUGGAAAGGCUCGGCCGUUCAGAAUCUUCCUCUGACCGCGAUCGUAGCCGCCAUAACAGCAGACGACGCCGCAGCUCCAGCAGAUCAAAGUCUCGCAAGUCUGGCAGCCGUGAUCACGAACUUCGAGAGCUCCGAGCGUACAGGGAGCAUCAUGAGGCCAUAGAGCGGGCCAGGGCUGACAAAGAAGCCAAAGAAGCAGAGAAAAAACUUCGAGCUGAGGAGUUUGCAGAACUGGAAGCACGCAUUCUGAGGGCCAUUCCUACCCCGCAACAGCCUCCGGCUGGGAAUGUUCCUGCUGCAAGCAAUCUUCCUGCAGACGCCAUUUCUGCUAAAACGAAGAAGCUCGUAGAAGCCCUUCUCGAAGAUGAGGUCUCUUGCGCUGGCAUUCAUACGUGGGAAGAGGUUGACCGUAAGGUUUCUAAUUUGCCGAGUAACCUGCUUAAAUCGCUUCACAAAAACAGAAUGCCAGAAGCCUCUGUUCCCCGAACGUCGGCUGCAAGGGCUGCAGCUAUUAUCGCUUUUUUGAAGAGGCAGGCUAAAGCUUGA